Molecule: messenger RNA, 507 nt
Organism: Prosopis cineraria
Lineage: Eukaryota; Viridiplantae; Streptophyta; Magnoliopsida; Fabales; Fabaceae
Exons: 1
Coding region: 1-507 (168 amino acids)
Molecular function (GO): protein binding
Source: RefSeq, a predicted model, not a curated record
AUGACGGCAUUGGAUUUAUACCAUUUGACGUUAGAAGGUAAAUGGAGUGAAGUGGUGAAGGCAUACAAAGAAAACGCAACGAAUCACAUGAUGCCGGUCAACAGCGAUGAAGACACGGCGUUGCAUGUGGCAGCAAACGACAACAAUACAGACGCCGUUGAGCAGCUGGUGCGUGAAAUUAAGCAGACAUCGUUGGCGUUGGAGAGUUUGAAACAAAAGAGUGUUGCAGGGGACACAGCGUUGCAUUGUGCAGCAUUUAUAGGGUCACUCAAGAUGUGUAAGUGCAUCAUUGAAGCUGAUCAUCAUCAUCAAAGACACGUGUUGAUUGAAGAAUGCAACGAAAAAGGAGAGGCUCCUCUGUUCUCGGCUGCUGUAAGUGGGCAUAAGGAAGUUUUCUUUUACCUCCAAUCUUGUUGCGCCGACCAGUCUCUUGGGCCAUGCAGAAGAACAAGCGAUGGCCAGACAGUCCUUCAUCGUGCCAUCAGCCGAGACUACUUUGGUCAGUAA